Messenger RNA from Manduca sexta (tobacco hornworm), 6180 nucleotides. RefSeq names its product fibronectin type-III domain-containing protein 3a (gene mtgo). The transcript is spliced from 8 exons. Lineage: Eukaryota; Metazoa; Arthropoda; Insecta; Lepidoptera; Sphingidae. Bases 419 to 3832 code for a protein of 1137 amino acids. Gene Ontology annotation, molecular function: protein binding. The record is from RefSeq and is a predicted model, not a curated record.
CCGCCGACAUGUCAGUCCGCUCCGCGGCAUCGCGUUAUGUGUUGGUGUGUUGCGUUUCUCCGAGCUCCACCGGCGAGUGUCCGACCUCUGUAACCGACCGUUUAUGACAUUCGACAACCCCGCCCUGUGCAUUUUUCCGAGUUGCAUUUCGAUCAGUGCGAGCCGCGAGGAGUCCGCAGUCCGUGAUCGAGCCGGACCCGGCGACGGCAUUUCGACCGACGUUUAUUUAUGUUGUCGUUUUGGUGUGGUGAAUAUUUGUGUUGUUCGGACGAUAACCGUUUUAUCUGUGCAAUCGAGUCGAGUGGAUAUUUUUAACGAUCGACUGCUCUGUCCCGAAGAUUGAAACGUGUGUCGGGGUUGCGCGUGCGCAGCGGAUGCGGCGCGGGCGCGUGCAUGCCAUGCGCUGUUAAACGCCACGAUGGUGGGCCUGGGCGUCGCGGAGGGGGGCGGAGGGGGCAGCGGCGGCCCCGCAGAUGGUUACUACGGGGAGUACUACCCCCCAGAGCAAUACUACGUGCCCCCGGACAUGUGUCCACACCCACAACAGCACCCACAGCACGCGCACAUGUGCACGGUGCUCUCUGAAUACGGUGGCAUGCCCGUAGUAACGUCGGGCACGAUGAUGCCACCGAUGAUGCCGCCGGUGAUGGACGAGAGCAUGCGGCACUACCUGGUGCACCAGCACGCGCAGCCGCACCCGCACCACGCGCCGCAUCACCAGCCGCCGCACCACCAGCCGCCUCACCACCAACCGCCGCCACAUCACCAACCACCUCAUCAUUACGGUCCGACAAACGGCGCUGGGGGCCCACAGCAUUUCUACAGCGCGGGCUAUACGCACACAACUCAUUUCCAUCACGUUCCACCUCACCACAUGCAGCACUCGCCUCCGCCGCCGGUGUACCAGAAGGAUGAGCGGACUCAACGACAGUACACAAAGUUAAAGCAAAAGUUAGAACGAAAAAACAAUAACAGGAAUAAUGGAGUAGAAGUGAACUCCGGCGCAAGUACGCCGUCGCUGUCGCCACGUAAGGAGGUGAACGGUCGCGGUGGCAGCGGAGGCAGCGGCGGCGCGUCCUCGGGCGCCUGGUCUGAGGGCGAGAGCUCUUCCGCCGGCGCUUCCGUGCACGGCGACGAUGACGACACCCAGGCUGUGCUUGAUCUGCUGUCUGCCAGGCGCACGCCACAGGUCAGCGACAUGACUCCUACCAGUGCACUAGUACAAUGGAAUUCUCCUCUCCCCGAGGGUGUGACACUUCCAAAUGUCGAGUUGACUUAUGAUCUAUUGCUUGGUGAUCGUGGCCGGUACAAAGCCAUAUAUAGCGGGCCCUCGCUUUCGUGUCGAGUAAGGGACCUGCGGCCCGGAUGCGAGUACUCGGUGUGCCUGCAGAUCCGCGCGGGAAGCCUCACGGGCGCCGCGAGCGAGGCCGUCACUUUUCGCGCGCCUGCCGCCCGUCCUGAUCGCGCGCACGCGCCGCGGGUCACGCAGCGCCUGCGCACCUCUCUGCUGCUGCGCUGGCUCGCCGUCACCGAGAACGGCGCGCGUCUGUUGCAUUACAUCCUCGAGGCAGACUCGGGCGAGGGCUUUGUAGAGGUUGCGCGCCCGCGCACGCGUCAGCACACCGUCGCCAACCUCCGUCCGCAGACGCGAUAUAGUUUUCGCAUUGCCGGCGUCAAUGAAUGCGGCGUAGGAGACUGGAGCGAGGAGACGGUCGUGUGGACGGCGGGCCCUCCCCCGCCCGCGCCCGCACCUCCCGUGCUUCAUUCCGCUGCCGCCGAUUCACUUGCGCUCGGAUGGGAGCGUCGUGCUGAUGAGGAGUUCACGUUGCAAAUGGACGAUGUCGCGCGAGGUCAUGGCUUUCUGCCUGUCUACACGGGAUCUGAUUGUGCCCAUGUCUGCACUGGUCUUAGGCGAGCUUCCGAUUACCGAUUCCGUCUCCGUUGCGAAAAUUCUGAUGGACAAGGCCCGUGGUCAGGUGAGGUGACGUAUCGAACUCAGUCUGAACGGCCAGCCGCACCUGGUCGACCCACUCCGCGGGGCAAGAUACAUUCGCGCGCUUUUCGCCUGCGUUGGGAGCCGCCAGUCGAUGACGGUGGAGCUGUAAUCGAACGUUACACACUCGAGCUCGACGGCGGUGAAGGUUACCGAGCGGCAUACCGUGGCCCUGAACGCGAGGCACACUGCGACCGCCUGCAGCCUGGCGUCACGUACCGCGCCCGCGUGCGUUGCGCUAACGCAUCUGGCGAGAGCGACUGGUCGCCUACUGAAACAGUCACUACCGAAGCGAGUUGUCCAGGCGCAUGUGAAACACCUGAACCAGCAGGCGAACCGCGUGCCACUCUUUUCGCCGUACGGUGGCGUGCACCGACGUGCUGCGGUGGCGCACCGCUCACUGAGUACCGCGUGGAGGUCGUCGAUGAAACUGACGACGCCGCCAUUGCCCGUCUCGCUCACACUGGCCUUGAAACCGAAUGUAUAGUACGAGAAUUGACACCUGGUCGGCCAUAUCGUUUGUGGGUCACCGCAUAUAACCGAGUAGGAGCAGGGCAACCAUCUUCGCCUUUGUCGUUCGUCACAGCGCCUGCACCACCUGAUGCCCCUGAACCGCCUGUCGUAAGCAUAGAGAACCCACGUGUCGCCAGCAUCGAGUGGAAUCCCCCGCGAGACAACGGUGCACCUAUUUCAGAUUAUCGCGUCGAGAUGAGCGCCACAAACGUCGAUGACGCAUUCACAGAAGUAUAUCGUGGACCCAAGACAAAUUGCGUUGUUGAACGCUUGACGCCUUUCACACCAUAUUUCUUCAGAGUGUGCGCGUUAAAUGCGGCCGGGCGCGGCGCGUGGUCCAUGGUGAGGGACGCGCUGACACCGCGUGCCGCUCCUGCCGCGCCCACUGGCCUGCGGCACGAGCCCAUCGCCGACGGACUGCGGCUACAGUGGCGCGCGCCCGCCGACCACGGCGCUGAAGUGCUACGCUAUCGCGUCGAGGUCGACGACACCGCAUUUGAGACCGAUGGAUCGACUACUGAAAAAAUAGUAGAGGGACUGGCGCCAGACACCGAGUACCGCGUACGCGUAGCCGCAUUCAACGAGCUCGGGCUCGGUGAGUGGUCCGAGGAGGGUCGCGCCCGUACGCGGCCGCCGCCGCCCGCGCCGCCCGUACUGCGCUGCGCUCAGGCCGCGCACAACCACCUGCGCCUCGAGUGGGACGCCAGCGGCGGCGACGGCGCCCAGUACUGUGUGGAGAUGCGCGGGCCCGACGGACGCGAGUUCCGGCCCGUGUACCGUGGCUGCGCCCGAUCCUGCAAGGUGAAGAAGUUGCGCGAAGCGUGCUCGUACGCUUUCCGGAUACGUGCGAGUGACGAGCGCGGCGGACGCGGGCCGUGGUCGGAGGCGACGUGGUGCGAGACGGCCGCCGCGCCGCCGCCCGCGCCGCGCACGCCCGCGCUGCACCUGCCCGCGCCCCGCGCCGCGCUCGUGGCGUGGGAGCCGCUCGACGACGCACACUAUGUGCUGCAGUGCGCGCGCACAAAGGAUGCUGUCUUCAAACAGGUGUACUCGGGCAGCGAGGCGCAGUUCCAGCUGGAGGAGCUGGAGCAGGGCGCGGAGUACCUGGUGCGCGUGUGCGCGGUGCGGGGCGGGCUGGCGAGCGCGUGGUCGCCGGCGGCGCGGCUGAGCGUGCCGCCGCCCGCGCCGGCGCCGCGCGUGCGCCGCGUGCGCGCCACGCGUGCGCUGCAGCCGCGCCACGCCGCGCUGCUGAUGGCGGCGGGGUUCGUGGUGCUGGCCGUGCUGGUGGCGGUGCUGCUGCAGCGGCUGGUGGAGCCGCGGCCGUGACGCGCACUGUCGGCGCCGCGGCCGAGUGCGCUGGCGCGGCUGUAGCGGCAGUAGUGACCGCCGGCCGCAGACCGCCGCCGCCUGCCGCCUGCCGCCUGCCGCCUGCCGCUCGCCGCCCGCCGCCCGACGGAUAUGUAUAUUGUUUAGAGAAUUGUGCCGUGGGGCGGAUGCGGCGCUGGGACACUCGCGGCGCCACCAGACGAUGAAUAUUGGUGUUUAAAUUAGAAUAAAAUAAUACAGCUUCACGUGUGAAGGGAUCGUUCCGUGCGAGUGUGAAGUUGCCAUUUUUCUAAAAUUCAUGUUUUUUACGAGUCGAACGGAGGAGCCUUUCAUUCUGUCGUUUCCGUGUGUCGCAUUCUAAACUUUCACAAACUUUCACAAUCUAGUCUAUGCUUGUAACUUGUUAUUUCUUUGAUGUGUUUGCGGAACGUACAUUAUAUUUUAUUUAUUUAAUAUUGUAUGAAGUAAUAUUUGUUUUGUAGCUAAACGGCCGAACUUCCGGUGUCUCGACUCUUCUCAAAUCUGUAUAUUUACCGUACGUUUUGUAUUUCUUCUUGUUAGUAAUGCGUCUGUUUCUGUCGGAUUUAUGUGUAAAAAGUUAGCGAACGAGGUGCUCUAUUUUUAAAAUUUUGUUACGAGGGUCGUGGCCCCUCGCUCUGCAACGAGUUUCCAGUGUGUGUGCUGUGAUCACUUCCUUAUGCGAAUGAGACUGAUUUUACAAGUAAAAGCUUUGUUUAUAGAAUUGAAUCAAAUGCUUACAUAUUGUACGUUUUGGUGAGGAGGCGCGUGGGGUCCGCUGGCCAGCCCGCGACUCGGCGGCGCCUCGGCGCUGAACCAAUCCAUAUUAUAUUAUACUCCCAAUGCUUAUUUGGUGAUGUCGACGUACCUAAUUAUAUUGUAUCGUCGACUCUUAUGUUGUUUUUAUUCAUAGAACGUGACGUUUUAUUGAUGACAUUUUGUAUCGUAGUGUAAUUUGUUUAUGAAUUUAGAGAUUACGAAUUUCUGAGAUUGUUACCACCCGGUAUAAAUGAAAUGGAACUGUGAAAAUCAUAGGUAAUUAUGUUCUGUACGUAAGUAAUAUAUGAAAAAGAUUAAAUCCCAUAUCGGUGUUCGUUACUUUAUAAUUAUAACACUAUUAGUAAAAUUGUUAAUCGAUUUUUCAUCUAUAAAUAUUAAUUUUGAACGGUUUUCAUAGUGAAUAAGUAAAAGUGAAUUUUAGUAUCAUUUAUUCAGAAUGUUAAGAAUUAAUAUAACGCAUAGUAUGGGAUUUACAUUUUAAACUUGAUGUUUCUUCUUAGUAUCAUUAUUACGAUUGAAUGUUGUUUCGUGGAAGUAAUAUCAUAUACAUAAUAAAUAACGCUGAGUAUUAUCAUUGUUAGUAGGCCUUAUUGCAUAAAACUUAUUCUUCCAGCCGUGUCAGUGUCGCCUGUCGGUCUGUAGUCGUGUUGAUGUUUAUUUGUAAUGAUCGGUGUCGGCCGAGCGUUCAUCGACGAUCGACCUUAUUAUCGCUACGCACCAAUAUAAAUAGGCAUAAAAUAUUUCGUAAAUAUAUGAUAUUUACUUCUCCUGUGAUUAUCUUAUUCUGUUCUAUAUAUAAAUCUUUAUUAUUGUUGCCUGAAACAUUCCCAAGGUACGUGUUUCAUUUUCGUUAUGUAUGAACUUUUUAAAUUUGUUACAAUAUUAUUGUGCUAGAUGAGACAUGACUCACUUGGUGCCUAUUUCCGUAUGGCAUAAUCGAAACUGUAAGCGCAGCUUACUCAUGUUAUAAAUGUACUAUUUAAUUUUCGAAAAUUUUAUAAUAACGAUGUGCAAUUAACAAUUUAUUUAUUCUUUAUCGCUUAAUAUAAUAUUUAUUUUUUAGAAAUUAUAUCAAGAUUAUAGUGUGGUAUAUAUAAAGGAAUCGAUGUUCCUAGGUGAGUUUUUUACAUGUUGUACAAUACACCAAUUGCAAAACUGAAUUGUGUAACUGCAGUCAAGCAUUCCAACUUUAUUCCACUUGUAAAUAGGCCUAAUGAAAUUCUACGACUUUUAUGAGUGUACAUCUUGCUUUAGUGAUGAAAUGUAAAUAAUCUGAUGUUCACUACAAUAUGAGCUGCGCCGCCGCAGUGUUCGCGGCGUGGAGCCGGCGCGAGCGACCCGCGGCGGCCCGCAACACUACACUAUGUUGAAACUAAACGUUUUUAAAUUAAUCAAAUAUAAUGUUUAAACGGGGAUAACAUCUCAUAUUGUAUUUGUGUUUGAAAUAAGUAACGUAUAACGAAAUGUAUAUGUUUAUAAUAUAAUAUUUGAUGAUGUUAUGUAUACAAUAUAUUAAACAUGAAUAUAUCAAUAAAACUAUAUUUUGUGUA